AUAAGAUUAAAUGGAUCAGCCGGUGUGCUCUGUGCCUGGUGGAAAGAAGCUUAUUUCAGUUAAGAGGACCAGAGAAUCUGUGCCUCAGUCCAGAAAGAAAAUGAGUUCCACAGAAGACCUUGACUAUCCUCAAGUCAUCUUGCAAUACAGCAGUGGAUUUUUACUCUCAAAGGUUAUGUUCACUGCCUGCGAGUUGGGGGUGUUUGAUCUUCUGCUGGAGUCAGGAGAGCCUCUGUCUUCAGAUGCCAUUGCUGCGCGCUUGGGUACCAGCACCACAGGGAUGGAAAGACUGCUGGAUGCUUGUGUGGGACUGAAGCUCUUGGCAGUAGAGCUGACACAAGAAGGAGCCCUCUACAGAAACACAGAAAUUUCCAACAUCUACCUUACAAAAUCAAGUCCCAAGUCGCAGUAUCAUAUUAUGAUGUAUUAUUCCAAUACAGUCUACUUGUGCUGGCACUACCUGGCUGAUGCUGUGAGAGAAGGAAGAAACCAAUAUGAAAGAGCUUUUGGCGUUUUAUCUAAAGACCCUUUUGGAGCAAUGUACAGAUCAGAAGACGAAAUGCUGAAAUUCAUGGCUGGCCAGAACUCAGUAUGGAGUAUAUGUGGCAGAGAUGUUCUUGCUGCAUUUGACCUUUCCCCCUUCAGGCAGAUCUGUGACCUGGGAGGAGGUGGAGGAGCUUUGGCCCGCGAGUGUGUUUCUUUGUACCCAAAUUCCACGGUCACAAUUUAUGACCUGCCAAAGGUCGUGCAACUGGCCAAAGAGCAAUUUGUUCCCCCUGAGGAGCAUCGGAUCGCUUUCCGUGAAGGAGACUUCUUUAAUGAUUCAAUUCCAGAAGCUGAACUGUAUAUUUUAUCCAAGAUACUGCACGACUGGGAUGAUGACAAAUGCAGGCAGCUGCUGGCAAAAGUCUACAAGGCUUGCAGACCUGGUGGUGGAGUGCUGCUGGUUGAAUCGCUUUUGAAUGAAGAUAAAAGUGGGCCUUUAGAAACCCAACUGUAUUCGAUGAAUAUGUUGGUCCAGACAGAAGGAAAAGAGCGAACAGCAGCAGAGUACAGCAAGCUCCUCGAGGCAGCUGGCUUCAGGGAGGUUCAAGUCAAGAGGACUGGAAAACUCUAUGAUGCUGUUUUAGGAAGUAAGUAGUAGUACCUCUUUUAUGUACCUAACAAGAUAGAAUAAGUGGCGAAAUAUGAUACUCUCUCCUAAGAGGGGAAUCAUCAACUUUAGCUUUUAGUUAAGGCAGCCAACAUUUUUGUAAGCUGAUAUAUUGUCAGGAGAAUCACUAAUGAUAGAUCUUGAGCGUGCAUGGAUUGUGAGUCUGGCAGCCUGACUAGGGCUUGCCUUUGGAUCUGGAACGGAAAGAAAGAAAUCAACACGUUCCACAAGAAAUGACCCAUGAAAGAAAUGUGUAGUGUGUCUGCUUCAGAUUUUUUCAUUCUUUCCAAUUUUAACGCUGUAUCUGACAAAAGCAAAGCUGAAUUUGUACUUGAAUUCCUGCAAAAUAAAACUGAUCACUGU
Molecule: messenger RNA, 1516 nt
Organism: Aquila chrysaetos chrysaetos
Lineage: Eukaryota; Metazoa; Chordata; Aves; Accipitriformes; Accipitridae
Gene: ASMT
Product: acetylserotonin O-methyltransferase
Exons: 8
Coding region: 11-1141 (376 amino acids)
Biological process (GO): methylation; melatonin biosynthetic process
Molecular function (GO): acetylserotonin O-methyltransferase activity
Source: RefSeq, a predicted model, not a curated record